ACUGUUAUUGUAGUACCGUGGUGACAACAUGCCAUUGAAAUGGAAAACGAGCUCUCCUGCUAUCUGGAAAUUCCCAGUUCCUGUGCUUAAAACAUCCAGGUCAUCGCCACUUUCUCCAGCAUACAUAUCUCUCGUGGAAGAGGAGGAUCCUCAUAUGAAAAUAUCUCUUGGUAGCAGCGAUAUGGGCGUCUCUGCCCAUCUACAGUCUUCGAAGGCAGGGACCACAAGAUUUUUCACCAGCAAUACUCACAGUUCUGUGGUAUUACAGGGUUUUGACCAACUGCGAGUGGAAGGUUUGCUUUGUGAUGUGACGCUUGUUCCGGGAGAUGGUGAUGAAGUCUUUCCUGUUCACAGAGCAAUGAUGGCUUCUGCAAGUGAUUACUUCAAGGCUAUGUUCACAGGAGGAAUGAAGGAACAGGAUUUAAUGUGCAUUAAGCUUCAUGGUGUGAACAAAAUAGGCCUAAAGAAGAUCAUUGAUUUCAUUUAUACUGCGAAACUUUCCCUGAACAUGGACAACCUUCAGGACACCCUGGAAGCUGCCAGUUUUUUGCAGAUUUUACCUGUUUUGGACUUCUGUAAGGUGUUUCUUAUCUCUGGGGUUUCAUUGGAAAACUGUGUCGAGGUUGGGCGAAUUGCAAACACAUACAAUCUCACAGAAGUAGAUAAAUAUGUAAAUAAUUUCAUCCUGAAGAACUUUCCUGCACUAUUAAGUACUGGUGAAUUUGUGAAACUCCCUUUUGAACGUCUUGCCUUUGUGCUUUCAAGUAAUAGCCUUAAGCACUGCACUGAACUUGAGCUCUUCAAGGCAGCUUGUCGCUGGCUACGGUAUGAGGAGCCUCGGAUGGAGUGUGCUGCAAAGCUAAUGAAGAACAUCAGGUUUCCACUGAUGACACCCCAGGAUCUUAUUAACUAUGUUCAAACAGUGGACUUCAUGAGAACUGACAAUACCUGUGUAAACUUGCUUUUGGAAGCCAGCAAUUACCAAAUGAUGCCAUACAUGCAGCCGGUUAUGCAGUCAGAGAGGACUGCCAUUCGGUCGGACAGUACUCACUUGGUGACAUUGGGGGGAGUGCUGAGGCAGCAGCUGGUUGUUAGCAAGGAGUUACGGAUGUAUGACGAAAAGGCCCACGAAUGGAAAUCCUUAGCUCCAAUGGAUGCGCCAAGGUACCAGCAUGGCAUUGCCGUGAUUGGAAACUUUCUUUACGUAGUUGGGGGCCAGAGCAAUUACGACACGAAGGGAAAGACGGCGGUUGACACGGUCUUUAGGUUUGAUCCUCGCUACAACAAGUGGAUGCAAGUUGCAUCUUUAAAUGAGAAGCGCACCUUCUUCCACCUAAGUGCCCUCAAAGGACAUUUGUACGCAGUCGGUGGUCGAAAUGCAGCGGGUGAGCUAGCCACUGUGGAAUGUUACAAUCCCAGAAUGAAUGAAUGGAGCUAUGUCGCAAAAAUGAAUGAACCCCACUAUGGUCAUGCUGGAACUGUGUAUGGGGGAUUAAUGUAUAUUUCAGGUGGAAUUACUCACGAUACUUUCCAAAAGGAACUUAUGUGUUUUGACCCUGACACAGACAAAUGGACUCAGAAAGCUCCGAUGACAACAGUCAGAGGUCUGCAUUGCAUGUGUACUGUAGGAGACAAGCUAUAUGUUAUUGGUGGAAAUCACUUUAGAGGAACGAGUGAUUAUGAUGAUGUCCUAAGCUGUGAAUAUUACUCACCAACUCUAGACCAGUGGACUCCAAUUGCUGCCAUGUUACGUGGGCAAAGUGAUGUUGGGGUUGCUGUCUUUGAAAAUAAAAUCUAUGUUGUUGGAGGAUAUUCUUGGAAUAAUCGGUGUAUGGUGGAAAUAGUUCAGAAAUAUGAUCCAGAAAAAGAUGAGUGGCAUAAAGUAUUUGACCUUCCAGAAUCACUUGGUGGCAUUCGAGCCUGCACUCUUACUGUUUUCCCACCGGAGGACAAUACAGGGUCACCAUCUAGAGAAUCUCCUCUUUCAGCACCUUAGAAACAUCCCUUGACUUAUGAUGUUGUAGUAACACCUUUGCACUGCAUCAUGGAGUCUAUUAUUUUUCUUCAGUAGUUUCUAUUAGGCUUAGCCUACAGCAUUUCGUACAAUUACUGGAAAAAGAAACCCCACAACUUUGACAUUAUUUGUGCUGUUUGUUGGCCUAGAAUGUUUGUCAAGUGGUUAACAAAAACAGAUGUACUCACCCGAGCCAAAUGUUUAACAAAUGAGAAGAUAUUGUCUAUAAAAUGUAUGAACUAGGUACGUUUAUUAAUGUUGUGUAUUGGGUGUGAGGUACCUUUAUAGCUACCAUUUGGAAGCCCAGUGAGUCAAAUUUGAAGACUUUGUAUUGAAGACGUUCUUUCAGUAAAUUUCAUAGUUUAAAUCCUUUUUCCUUUCAUUUUUGACUGCUGAUUAUAAGGGGAGGUAGACCACAUCAAUGUGAGCUAUGACAGAAGGUUGCCAAGGGGCCUGAGCUACCUCCCUCUUUUCAGAGUAUUUUUGACAUAGCUGUUUACCCGCCUGACUUUGUGGGUGCUUUCAGAGCAUAUGAAGUUUCUUAGGCAGAGGGGAGAAAUAAAAUAAUUUUAAAAUAUUAACACUAUACAGGAAGCAGACCUUGUAGAGGCCGGGAGUUUUUUAUAACUUAUUGAGUGUUUUUCCUCAGUCAGUUGAGUGAUGCUUCAAACAAAAGAUUUACAAUGUUUGGGUUUUUUAAUUUGGGUUUUUUCAGGAAUUGGCUUCCGCUUGCGUGGGAGCACACACUAUUAACAAACGGGAAUUCAGUGCAGUUGUAUAUUCUCUUGUAUGCCUGUACUGAAUAUAGGUAGAUAAGGGCUAGAAACAUUAACUUAAGCCACUGAAUUUGACCACAUCGUUCCAUCAAAUUUAAUCUACCUUUUCUCCUUUGCUGUUGAGAACUUGCAUAAUGUGUCCUCUGUAUAGUCUCAGUUAAUAAGGUUGUUCAGCACAAAGUGCAGCUUCAGUGAGAGCUGCUUUUGCUCAGUGAACUUGGACUACCACAUUUUACUUUAUUUUGUUCAAUAAAACUUCUAACUGCAGUUAUUCAGUCUAAGCUACCUCAUUAAUGUAUUUGGUUUUCUUCCUCUGCCUCACUGUCUCCAGGUUACACGUUAUGUAUAUCUGUGUGGGUAGAUUAAUUUGCUAGGAAACCAAUGCAGAAGUGAUCAUGAAUGGGUAUUUUGACCUACUUUUAAGAAACUAUUUUGGCCUGAUGUGUUCAUUUUAUUGUUAAGGACUGACAAAAGAACAAACUGUCUUACUUUGUUUCCUUGGAGAACUACUGCUUAUGUUUGCAGCCAUGCAUAUUUACAGAAAUCUUUGUCAGCUGCAAAAUACAGCGCGCUGCUGACAGUUGCAGCUCUGAGUGCUUAUAGAAGGCUAAUAGCAUCGUGCUUGUUCUGUACCAUCGUAUGUUACAAGUGGUUUUGCUAAUGAAGAGUCAGAGGGGCCACCAUCUGGGGAAAACUGUUUAAAUUGGUUAGCUUGUGUAAUUAUGCUACCUAUCACCAAUAACCAUGUAAAGCUUAAUAGACUUGUUGGGAGUAUGCUAUUUGUAUUUUGUCCCUGCUUGAUGCAUCAAGCAGCAGUAUUGCUAUGGUGUCAGUUUUGAUAUUUAUUCUUUAUGCAGUUUACUAGUAAUGAUCUACCAAAAUGUGUGUGUAAACUUUAGGUUUUGAAAUUGUUUUGGUUAAAAUCAAAAUCAAUUCUUCCUUUUUAAAAAAA
Molecule: messenger RNA, 3742 nt
Organism: Leptosomus discolor (cuckoo roller)
Lineage: Eukaryota; Metazoa; Chordata; Aves; Leptosomiformes; Leptosomidae
Gene: KLHL13
Product: kelch like family member 13
Biological process (GO): protein ubiquitination; regulation of cytokinesis
Cellular component (GO): Cul3-RING ubiquitin ligase complex
Molecular function (GO): ubiquitin-protein transferase activity; cullin family protein binding
Source: RefSeq, a predicted model, not a curated record